Messenger RNA from Plasmodium vivax (malaria parasite P. vivax), 1845 nucleotides. Its product is annotated as protein kinase, putative. Bases 1 to 1845 code for a protein of 614 amino acids. The record is from RefSeq and is a predicted model, not a curated record. The transcript has a single exon. NCBI's taxonomy places the organism in Eukaryota, Apicomplexa, Aconoidasida, Haemosporida, Plasmodiidae. Gene Ontology annotation, cellular component: cytoplasm; nucleus. Gene Ontology annotation, molecular function: ATP binding; protein serine/threonine kinase activity. Gene Ontology annotation, biological process: mitotic DNA damage checkpoint signaling; protein phosphorylation.
AUGGUAAACGCGGAUCACUCGCUCUACGCCUUACGGUUGCGAAGUGACAAAUUUGGGGAAGGACCCACCAAAUCGAUUUAUGGGUCCAACCCAUCAGAGGUGCAAAUUUACUACCACUAUGAUUACGAGCAGAAGGAGUACAUAGGGGAUAUUACCUCCAGUGAAGUGGAUAGAGGCGAAAUUGGAAAAAGAAAACCGCCGAGCGAAGGGAAGUUCUCCCCUCGGAUGGCGUGGCUAAAGGGGACGUACAAAAUGAUCGAUUUUGCCAAGCGGUUAUUCCUCAGCCAUGUGGAGAAAACGGACUCUGAGCUGAGGAGGGGCCUAAGGAGAUACGAGGCGAAAAAGCUAAACUACACGGUGAGGGAAAAAAUGGGAAGCGGAGCAUUUGGGGAAAUCUGGUACGCAAUAAAUAUGAAUAAGGAGUCCCCCUUUAAAGAUGUGGUGUUAAAGAAGAUUCUAAUUCUUCAGAAUGAAGAAGCAUCGGAGGCGAGUGCAAAGAGGGAAAUCUACUUUGGAGAGCUUCUUAAAAAUUGCCCAAAUGUAAGUCGCUUUAUUGAGUUCUUUACAGAAUAUGAAAGGACAGAUGAUGGGAAAGAGGAACAGAAGUAUGUGUGGCUGGUUUUUGCAAAUGAGGGGUACUCGCUAGCCAAUCACCUAUUCCACGUAGACAAAAACAAAGGGGGGAUGUUAACCCCCAGUAAGUUAUGGUGGAGCAUCAAGAAGCAAAGCAUUGGCAUGCGGGUACUAAGAGAUUUAAUGCACCAAAUUUUAAAAGGAGUUAACAACGCACAUAAGAUGGGGAUCACUCAUAGGGAUUUAAAAAUGGAAAACAUUUUCGUUUCGCCAAGCACCCCCUUCACCGUUCGUAUUGGUGACUGGGGUAGUGCAGUACAGUAUAACAGUGACGAUUUUUUAUUUCCCCCUUCGGAAAAUGAAGAGACAGAAGGGUACCAACCACCGGAGUCCCUUUUUGGGCACAUGAAAAGAAAUUUUAAUCGCCUGCCUUACUACGACAUGUGGGGCAUAGGCAUCGUAUUUCUGCAGUUCGUCUUGGGCACCAAAAAUCCUCUCGAAGUUAAAAAUAAAAGGAAUGAAAUGAAGCUGCAUAAUUUCUACGCCAAGCAUGCAACCCCGGAGGCAUUAAAAGAGGCGAUCUUUUUGCAAAGCCUUUCCGAGUUGUGUUUAAUGCCCUGGAGCUUACCUUCAAACAGAAUGGUUUCUCUCAAACGGGGGAAGACACUACCCCAUUCCUCCAUUUAUAAGAACAACACCAUUUUGAAUGCUCUACACUAUUUUCUCUCCUUCAAUUUGGUUCAUUUGAAGAACCACACGUUGAGCAACUGGCGGAGGAGGUACCUUGCCAGCACGUAUAACUCGUUGGUCCCCUUCUUCCCCGAUGCCUCUCCCCUUUGUGAAGACGCCAACUGUCUGCAUUUGAGCGACUCCCGUUUGGUGACCUCUCCCAGGUUGGGUGGCCACUCCGGGAAAGCUCCCCACGAGGAUGUCACCGGCGCAGAUUUGCACCGCCGCGAGGGGCCCACCUGUGCGGACUGCGCUAGUAGCGCGGAGAUGCGCAAAGGCGCGCCGAUAAGCACAGCCGCUCCAGUAAGCACAGCCGCCCAGAUGAACCAACUGAUGUACCAACACUCGCGCGCGCACGCGCCGCUUGCUCCCCCGUGUGACGACGAGCAGUUCCAGCGGAUCCUGCAGGAGAGAGACCCCUCGGGCGUGGGGCUGCCCAACGCAAACGCGAGAAAUCUGCUCCGGCGUCUGCUCACCUUUGACUACGCCACGCGCAUUACCGCCGAGGAGGCCCUCAACCAUCCCUGGUUCGCAGAGCCAUAG